Molecule: messenger RNA, 1604 nt
Organism: Perognathus longimembris pacificus (Pacific pocket mouse)
Lineage: Eukaryota; Metazoa; Chordata; Mammalia; Rodentia; Heteromyidae
Gene: Samd5
Product: sterile alpha motif domain containing 5
Exons: 2
Coding region: 274-819 (181 amino acids)
Molecular function (GO): protein binding
Source: RefSeq, a predicted model, not a curated record
GAGCGGCUUAGCCGAGCCGCCAGUGGCUGGGAGCUCGGCGGUGGCUCGGGGGAUUCCCUCAGCGGCUGUCACGCUGCUGCCUCUCCCCGGCGGCGGCUUCGGAUGGCGUUCCUCCCGCCCGACCCUUCGGCUUAACGGGAAAACUUUACGGCGGCGUCUCCCCCCCCCUCCCCUUCGAGGAACCGAUCAAAAGUUGGGCGAACUGGUGGGUGCGCGGCGCGCGGCGAGGGCGCGGGGAAGGCGUUCUCCCGCCCGCGGUGCCCCGGCCCCGCCAUGUGCACCAACAUAGUUUACGAGUGGCUGAGAGCGCUCCAGCUCCCGCAGUACGCCGAGUCCUUCGUGGAUAACGGUUACGAUGACCUGGAGGUGUGCAAGCAGAUCGGGGACCCGGACCUGGACGCCAUCGGGGUGCUGGCGCCCGCGCACCGCCGCCGCAUCCUGGAGGCUGUGCGCCGGCUGCGGGAGCAGGACGCGGCGGCCGCCGGCCUCUACUUCACCCUGGAGCCGCAGCCCGCGCCGCCCGCGCCGCCCGCGCCGCCCGCCGACGCCGUGCCCCCCGGCCGCCGGGGGGAGCCGUGCGGCGGCGGCGGCGGCGGCGGCCUGGUCCUGGGCACUCGCGGGGACCCUCGGGGCCAGACGACCGCCCCCCGCAGCCGGGAGCUGGUGAGCUACCCCAAGCUGAAGCUGAAGAUUAUGAUCCGGGAUAAGCUGGUCCGCGACGGCAUCCACCUGAGCAAGCCCCCGUACUCCCGCAAGGUCCCUAUGGCUGGCAUCCUAGCGUACUUAAUGAAUUGGCCGAAGUCAUCACAGAACCGCUAGCUAUCAUUUUUGAGAACCCGUGGAGGACUGAUGAGAUGCUGACGACUGGAAAAGGGCAUAUUUAGAAUCUUCUUCCAAAAAAAGGGAACUUGGAUGGUGACCCUGGAAAUACUCAUCAGCUUUACUCUUUGCUUGGAAAAAUUCUGCAGUGAUCAACUUAACAAAAUCUGUAAACUGGUUUAUAGUACCUAGAGGAAAGCAGUUAUAAAAAAAAAAAAAGAGCCACAUAUAAAGUAUUGCGCUCACUUUUCAAAGUACACAUCUUAUACAUGUCCUGGAUUUGCUCUUCUUUAUUCUGUGACUUCUUGAUAAAAACUGAUGGGGCUAAGGAACUUUAUAAUUGCUCAUUUUAAGUAUAAUUCAAACAGGGCGUUUAUGACAAAGCUAUUAGUCAUAUCAUUUCCCAAUUAGCUUUUUAUCUUGAGAACUGUACUUUCAUUUAAUAUUUUCCCAUGCAUGUUUCACUCCAUAUAGAUUUCAUUAAGUCAUGAUAUUUCACAUAAUUCUCUAUCAAAUGCUUUGGUGAAGGAAUUCUUAUCUUAAGGGAAUCCAUAGAGUUAGUUCAUAUAGAGAUAGGAUAGUAAAACUGGUACAUUCUCCUAGUGAUAACACUAAGAGAAGAAAAUGUCUUCUGACUUUUCUUGAAAUUUGAUGCAGUUGAGGGUGAGUGGUAAGGCCGUACGGAGUUCCUGCUCGGAGCCCUAGCAAGCAAGGCUGGGCAUCUAUUCUGAGAGGAUUGUUUUUCUAUGCUAGGUGACGGCCAGCCCAGCUCCUCCUGAGCUUCA